Dibothriocephalus latus is the source of this 441-nucleotide messenger RNA. NCBI's taxonomy places the organism in Eukaryota, Metazoa, Platyhelminthes, Cestoda, Diphyllobothriidea, Diphyllobothriidae. The record is from the annotation of a GenBank genome assembly.
AUGGCCUCCGGUUCCGGAAUCGUUUGGUUUCAACGUAUAAUCAAUCUUAAACCGAAGCCGCGCGGGUGCCACUACGUAACCGAUGAGGUUGUGAAGGGAUUCCCUGAAAUCAGCCAGAUCAAAAUAGGGACCCUGCACCUCUUCAUGCAGCACACUUCUUGUAGCAUCACGUUGAACGAGAGUUGGGAUGCAUCUGUGAAGGAUGAUGUCGAAAUGCUCCUUAAUCGACUUAUACCAGAGAAUUUGAACUACAAGCACUCUUGCGAAGGUCCGGACGAUAUGCCAGCCCACGGUAAGCACGCCAUACUGGGCGGUUCUAAUGUGACCGUGCCAAUCACGGAUGGGCGCAUGAACCUGGGAACCUGGCAAGGCCUCUGGUUCAUUGAACAUCGCAAUCACGCCUUUAUUGUGAGCCGGCCACUGGCUAUUUCACGUAUCUGA